Asparagus officinalis (garden asparagus) is the source of this 1182-nucleotide messenger RNA. Its product is annotated as MADS-box protein JOINTLESS. Gene Ontology annotation, biological process: positive regulation of transcription by RNA polymerase II. The record is from RefSeq and is a predicted model, not a curated record. Bases 191 to 868 code for a protein of 225 amino acids. Gene Ontology annotation, molecular function: protein dimerization activity; DNA-binding transcription factor activity, RNA polymerase II-specific; RNA polymerase II cis-regulatory region sequence-specific DNA binding. Gene Ontology annotation, cellular component: nucleus. The transcript is spliced from 8 exons. Lineage: Eukaryota; Viridiplantae; Streptophyta; Magnoliopsida; Asparagales; Asparagaceae.
CGUUGGCUCCUGUGGUUUCCAAGAAUAGAAGGGAACCAAAAAUAAAGGUGAAGCCUACCCAAUCAGCGACCAAUAUUCUUUCCUUCUUUAGCCAUUUAUUUAUUGUUAAGUAAAUAAAUAAAUUUCUAGGGUUUGUUCUUCUUCUCGUUGUUAUUCUUUGUUCUUGCUAGGGUUUUGAGUGAAGUGAUCGAUGGCGAGAGAAAAGAUUCAGAUAAAAAAGAUCGAUAAUGCGACGGCGAGGCAAGUUACCUUCUCGAAGAGGAGGAGGGGGCUCUUCAAAAAGGCUGAGGAGCUCUCGAUACUGUGUGAUGCUGAGGUCGGGCUUAUCAUUUUCUCUUCCACUGGCAAGCUCUUUGAAUUCUCCAGCUCAAGUAUGAAGGAGAUCAUUGAGAAGCAUAGCAUGCACUCAAAGAAAAUGCUGAGACCAGACCAGCCAUCUCUUGACUUGAAUCUUGAGAAUAGCAACUACACAAAAUUGAGCAAAGAAGUGGCAGAGACAAGCCACCAACUGAGGAAGAUGAGAGGUGAUGACCUCCAAGGAUUAUCAAUAGAAGAGCUGCAGAAUCUAGAGAAAACCCUUGAAACUGGGUUAACCCGGGUUUUAGAUAGAAAGAGCCAACAGAUCAUGGAACAGCUCAACAAUCUCCGACAGAAGGGCAUGCAACUGAUGGAAGAGAAUACGCGGUUGAGGCAACAAGUGGUGGACAUGUCUAGGGUUGGGAAACAAGCGGUGACUGAAUCAGAAAAUGGUUUCUACGAGGAUAGGCAGUCCUCCGAAUCGGUCACCAAUGCUUCUCGUUCAAGCGCACUGCAGGAGUACGAUGAUAGCUCUGAUACAUCUCUCAAACUAGGCCUGCCCUGGAAGUGACCAGCAAGCCGCUUGUGGAUGGAAGAAAGAGUUUGUUAGAUAGAGCUCAGAGAAGCAUAUAUACUACGACAAUGAGACUUUUAAAAACAUUAAGCACCUGUAUAAUAUGCAGAUUUAAGCCAUCGCAUUGUUUGUCAUUUUGAGUAAACAUGUAAAACAAUUAUGCUUCUUAUCCAAUCAUAUGGAUAAAAGUAGAUGCGUAUUAUGUUUCUAUGUUAAAAAAAAAAAGAAUGCUGGCUACAACGCGUGGUUUUCCGUGGCAGCUUCAUUGUACGGUCAUCUUCCUUCUGAUACGACAACAUCGCCUUAUGCUA